Messenger RNA from Durusdinium trenchii, 786 nucleotides. Lineage: Eukaryota; Dinophyceae; Suessiales; Symbiodiniaceae. The record is from the annotation of a GenBank genome assembly.
AUGAAUGAAUGUGGCGGUGACAAGGCCGCUUUCGUGAAGCUAGUGACCAAGCGCCACAAGCGCAGUCGCAAGGGCACGUUCCGGGUGAAAGCGGGAUUUUACACCCCGGCACAGAUGAAGGACACUCUGAACUAUACUCCGCAGCGGAUCGCGGCCAUUGUGAAGUAUUGUUCUGCCCAACACCGCAAGCACGACCAUCGUGAGAAGGACAAAUACGAAAAGGGUUUGUGGAAAUACUGGGUGGAGGAAAACAUGUUGGCCGAGUUUGAGGGGGGCACGCCUGUGAAACUGCCUACCCUGACUCGAAGGGCUGAGGAACCCCGAAGUCCUCAAGGACAUCGAAAACACGGAGGACUUCUACAGCCAGUCGCCAGAGGUCCAACGAUCAACGUGACGAGGAGGACCCGGACGAGACCUUGCCCGCCUUGGAGGAGUUGCUCAAAGAGCAGAUGUCUCCGGUCCAGAUGCCACAAAGCAGUGGCCUUGAUUUGGGCCCUUGAAGGCAUCCGAAAGCACAAGACCUUGUUGCUGAAGCUUCACGACGAGCUUGCUGAGAUCAAGACGGACAUCGAUUCACAGCGUGCUCAACCUUCGGAAGAGACCAUGAAGAAGUUGAGUGGCAAGUUCAUCGAAGUUGAGAAAUCGGUGGGUCGAGCCGCUGUCGAAGCCAACAAGGUCAAGAAGACCGUCCUGAAGGGCGUGAAGCCCUCUGGCAAGAUGCCCAAGUCCAAGGCGAAGGCCAAGGCGUCGCUUCAUCAAGUUUUUCUUCCAAACCUGCUGGUUUGA